CUACUUUCUCCCGUUCUUUUCUCCUGCAGAGGUCUCGCCGCACUUCUUUGCCCUCCCGCCGCGAGCACGAGCGCCAAACCAAGCAGUGGGAAGAGAAGAGACCGCGAGAGUCUUCUGGAGACCCACUCCUUCGCGAGAAGCCCAACCCGCCCCGGCCCCGACAUCCCGUGACCAUGGCCAACUCCGGCGACGAGGGGCGCGUUGUGAUGGACCUCCGCUCCGCUGCGGAGUCGGCGGGCGGCGAUGAGGCGCUUCACGAAAUCGAGUCUCUCUGCAUGCGCUGCGGCGAAAAUGGCACCACGAGGUUGCUGCUGACUACGAUCCCCAACUUCCGGGAGGUUGUUCUGAUGGCUUUCGAAUGCCCGCAUUGCAGUGAAAGGAACAACGAGGUCCAGUUUGCUGGACAGCUCCAGCCCAAGGGAUGUUGCUACCGCUUGGACGUCCCUCAAGGGCAGAACGAGGUACUGAACCGUCAGGUCGUCAAAUCUGAUUCAGCAACUAUCAAGAUUCCGGAACUGGACUUUGAGAUUCCUCCGGAAGCUCAACGCGGAACACUUUCAACAGUGGAAGGGAUUAUUAUGCGAGCUGUGGAGGAGUUGCAGGCACUUCAAGAUGAAAGAAAGAAAGCGGAUCCUCAAAAAGCUGAAGCUAUUGAUCAGUUUUUAAUGAAAUUGAGAUCUCUCGGAUCAGGAGAAGCUGCGUUUACCUUUGUUCUUGAUGAUCCUGCUGGAAACAGCUUCAUUGAGAACCCGCAUGCUCCUUUAUCAGAUCCUUUGUUAUCUGUGAGUUUCUAUGAAAGGACAUCUGAACAACAAGCAGCACUUGGUUUUCUUGUUGAUCCACCGACCGGAGAAUCCGAAGAUCCUUUGCAGAAUGCUUCAACAGUUGAGGCAAAUUCUGGCGGGUUGCCAAAGGUACCCCAUGGUUCAGUUGGAGCUGUUGCAGGUCGUCGUGCUAUUGCUCAGGGAAACCCUGAUGAAAUUGCUUCAGCACUGUGUAGGUAUACAGCACCAGAAGAGGUUGAUACUUUGCCAUCAACAUGUGGAGCCUGUGGAGCUGCAUGUGUGACUCGUUUCUUUGCUACAAAAAUCCCAUAUUUCCGUGAGGUAAUUGUUAUGGCAGCUUCAUGUGAGCUGUGUGGUUAUCGCAACUCACAGUUGAAACCUGGGGGUGAAAUUCCGGCUAAAGGAAAGAAAAUUACGUUACAUGUGCAGAACGUAGAAGAUCUUUCUCGUGAUGUCAUAAAGUCAGAUUCGGCCGGUUUGAAAGUACCUGAACUUGAGUUGGAGCUGUCAAUGGGUACAUUGGGUGGUAUUGUCACGACAGUUGAAGGUUUAAUUGUGAAAAUAUCUCUAGAGCGGGUUCAUGGAUUCCAAUUGGGUGAUAGCACAAAUGAAUGGAAGAAAAAGAAAUGGGAUGAUUUCCAGCAAAGAUUAUCAAAGCUCCUGAGUUUACAAGAGCCUUGGACCUUAAUUAUUGAUGAUGCGUUAGCGGCUUCGUUUGUCGCUCCAGCCACAGAUUUGAUAGAAGAUGACAUCCAGCUACUCAGUAAGUUAGCCCAAUCUUUUGUGCUCAGGUUGUAACCUGUAAUAUUAUGGACUACAGUACUUAUCUAAAACUUGAUACACUUGUAUUUUGAAAAAAAAACUUGAUAAACUUCCUGUUUUCUGCAACA
Molecule: messenger RNA, 1675 nt
Organism: Hordeum vulgare subsp. vulgare (domesticated barley)
Lineage: Eukaryota; Viridiplantae; Streptophyta; Magnoliopsida; Poales; Poaceae
Product: zinc finger protein ZPR1 homolog
Exons: 15
Coding region: 174-1583 (469 amino acids)
Cellular component (GO): cytoplasm; nucleus
Molecular function (GO): zinc ion binding
Source: RefSeq, a predicted model, not a curated record